This is a messenger RNA of Aspergillus terreus NIH2624, 1611 nucleotides long. RefSeq names its product NADPH-adrenodoxin reductase. Bases 1 to 1611 code for a protein of 536 amino acids. NCBI's taxonomy places the organism in Eukaryota, Fungi, Ascomycota, Eurotiomycetes, Eurotiales, Aspergillaceae. The record is from RefSeq and is a predicted model, not a curated record. Gene Ontology annotation, cellular component: mitochondrion. The transcript is spliced from 3 exons. Gene Ontology annotation, biological process: ubiquinone biosynthetic process.
AUGAACUCCCGCCGGGCGCCGUACGUCUGUGCACAAUGCACAGCGCAGAUCAUCCGGCUGCCUCUGCGUCAACAACUUCGCCAUCCCGGGCGGCAAUUGCCAUGGCUGCGGCGUCACUACAGUCAGACCGUCCAAUCUGACCGGCCCUAUCGCGUCGCUAUUGUCGGCUCUGGCCCGGCGGGCUUCUACGCCGCAUAUAGACUCCUCGCGAAGGCGGAAAAUGCAGUGGUGGAUAUGUAUGAGAAGCUCCCGGUGCCUUUCGGCUUGGUGAGGUACGGCGUGGCGCCCGACCAUCCAGAAGUUAAGAACUGUGAAGAGAAGUUCACUGAAGUCGCCGCCUCUCCCCGCUUCAAUUUUAUCGGAAACGUCGAACUGGGCGACAAGCUACCCCUCCAGACCCUCAAACCCCACUACGAUGCAAUCCUGUUCGCAUACGGCGCCCCCAAGGACAAAGAGUUGGGUAUACCUGGUGAGAAGGCUGUGCGGAAUGUCUACUCAGCUCGCGAGUUUGUCGGAUGGUACAAUGGGCUUCCAGAGCAUCGAGAUCUGGCACCCGACCUUACCGCGGGGGAAAAUGCCGUGAUCGUCGGACAAGGCAACGUGGCUCUUGAUGUUGCCCGCAUUCUGCUCUCGGAUGUGGAUGCUCUGCGCAAGACGGAUAUCGCCGACUACGCUUUGGAAGCAUUGGCAGAUAGCAAGGUGAAACGGGUUCGGGUCGUCGGCCGUCGUGGACCCAUGCAGGCGGCCUUUACCAUCAAGGAACUCCGUGAGCUUCUCCAACUGCCGUCUGUGUCGUUUGAUCCGAUUCCAAAGGACUUGUUCCCCCCGGAGGACGUCAUGGCGACCCUCCCCCGAGCACAGAAGCGACUCGUGCAACUCCUCGCCAAAGGGUCUACCAACGACCCAACAACCGCCACCAAGUCCUGGGCUCUCGACUUCCUCCUGUCGCCAGAGUGCCUGAACUGGUCUCCGGUCUACCCCUACCGCCUGUCGCAUGUCAGGUUCUCGCGCAAUCAACUCGACCCGUCCGAUCCAUACCUCCCCAGCGCCAAGGUGACUCCGAAGUACUUGUCCAGUGGAAAGCCGGCUCAUGUCGACAUUCCCGCAAAUACCUUCUUCCGCAGCGUGGGAUACAAAUCCCUCCCGCUCCCUGGGUUGGAGGACCUCGGCGUGCCGUUCGACACGCGCCGCGGGGUGAUCCCCAACGAUGGAUUCGGGCGAGUCACGACGCCGGCGGAGACGGGCGACCAGGAACGGCUUCCCGAUGGCUCACUCCUGUCCCAUCUUCCGGGUGUCUACUGCGCCGGCUGGGUCAAGCGCGGCCCGACCGGUGUCAUUGCUACGACCAUGACGGAUGCGUUUACGACCGCGGACGCCAUCACGGCCGACCUCGCCAGUCAAAAGGGCGAGGGCUCUCUGCUGAACUCGCCGGGCACCAGCACCGGACUGGGAUGGGAGGGCGUGCGGCCCGAAGCGGAGAAACUGGGCGUGCGCGCGACCACCUGGCAGGACUGGGAGCGGAUUGAUGCGGCGGAGCGGGAGCUGGGCCGCCAGAAGGGAAAGCUGCGGGCUAAAUUUGGACGGGUCGAAGAGAUGUUGAAUGUGUUGUGA